This is a messenger RNA of Rosa chinensis, 1272 nucleotides long. Its product is annotated as formin-like protein 13. The transcript has 3 exons. The coding region runs from base 132 to 1016 and encodes 294 amino acids. Lineage: Eukaryota; Viridiplantae; Streptophyta; Magnoliopsida; Rosales; Rosaceae. The record is from RefSeq and is a predicted model, not a curated record.
UUUAUUUUAUUUUUUCUUUUUAGCUUUUUAUCGGUCAAGUUGGUCCUUCACUAUAAGAGGACACUCAUUUUUUCACUUUGACUCACUAGUCACUCCAGAGAACACAGAGAGAGAGAGAGAGAGCCAGAGCAAUGGUGAAGAUGGUGUGGCUUAUCUUCUUCCAGCUUCUGUUUCUGGGUCUUUCUGGUGCAAGGCAAGAAUCAGCUCAAGUCCUAACUCUCUCUGAGACAUCCCAUGAGGUUCUACAAGAUUCAACCUACUCUGUGAACCCACCUCCAAAGGUCUCACCUUUCUCUGAUGAAACCCUUAAACUGGUGUCUUCUCACUCAGAAACCCUUAAAAAGCUUGGAUUUUUGGGGCUCAGGAACAUCAAUGUUAUAGUCACCAACCCAAAGGAGGCAAAACCAAGAACCAGAAAGCUCUCUUCCAUUGACCCAUUUCCAGCUAGACCAAACCCACUACCCAAAACCUCAGACCCCCCACUCCACUCCUCUGUUGGCUUCUCUGUUCCUGCCAAUGUAGCCAAAAACCCUCAACCUCCACAAGCUCAAGUAGCCUCACCAGCACCAGCCCAAACAGCCUCACCUCCAAUCCCUGAAACAGCAUCACCCCCAGUCGAAAUGUCUUUUCCCGAAGCCCCCGAAAUCUCUCCUGUUUACCAUCAAGCCACCCCUCCCCCUUUUGCUUACGAAUUGCCACCGUGUAAUCCGAGAGCCCCGGCACCUGGAAUUGGGUUUGUGCAUAAACUGUGGUGUGUAGCCAAGCCUACUGUUCCGGCAGACACAUUGCAGGAGGCUGUCGACUAUGCUUGUGGAGCUGGUGGUGCUGAUUGCCAGGAGAUUAUGCCAAGCGGAAACUGCUACUAUCCUGAGUCUGUUGUGGCCCAUGCUUCGUAUGCUUUCAACAGCUACUGGCAGAAGAACAAGAGGAAUGGAGGCACUUGCAGCUUUGGUGGCACUGCUAUGCUUAUCAACAGUGAUCCAAGUUAUCAACUAUGCCGUUUUGUUAUCACCUAAAUGCAUCAAGAUUGGUAGCCGAGUCUAAUCAUCUGUUCUUAUAGGAUAGGAUUGAAUUAGGGGAAAUCUGAUUCUAUGGCGGUCUGUAAUUUUGCAACCCUUAAUUUUUGGCACUAGUUUACUAGUCUGCAUUUGAAGAUAUUAUCUAAGUAGUUAUCUCAAUGUGGUAUCUGUGCUAAACCGACAAGUACUCUUUUGACUUGUAAUGCUUUAUGAUACUCAUCUUUGCUAUGAUUAGAGGGAUUCAGCUGCUUAA